CUUGCCAACCAGCAUCGCGAACGCUUCCGAAACGCAGACCCGUUUCCACACGUGUACGUCGACGACUUUCUCGAGCCGAAUUUCGUCAGAGCCGUCGACGACGAGUUCGCUGGCAAGAAUCAGAAGAAGAAGGUGCACUGUUUUCACAAAGCAGGCGACGAGAACGAAGGAAAAAAAACUGCGGUUCUCGACGAAAGCGUGAUGGGCCCGAACACUCGUGCGGUGUUCGGUUUGCUGAAAACCUCCCUCUUCGUCGAAUUUCUUGAGCGUCUCACGGGAAUCGACGACAUCAUACCAGACCCGCACUACAGGGGAAGUGGCUUGCAUCAGACCGAGCCCGGUGGAUUCUUGAGGGUACACGCAGACUUUAACAGAUACGAGCGCUUCGGUCUGGACCGACGCGUGAACGUGUUUCUCUUCUUGAACGAAGGUUGGGACGCGGGGUGGGGAGGGGCUCUAGAGCUGUGGCCACGCGACAUGAGCAGCUGCAAGCAGAAAAUUCAGCCCCUGUUCAACCGCUUGGUCAUUUUUCGCACGACAGAUUUCUCGUAUCACGGAUACACGGACCCGAUCCGAUCGCCGUUUCCGCGUCGCAGCGUGUCGAUGUACUACUACACGAACGGUCGCCCA
Molecule: messenger RNA, 630 nt
Organism: Micromonas pusilla CCMP1545
Lineage: Eukaryota; Viridiplantae; Chlorophyta; Mamiellophyceae; Mamiellales; Mamiellaceae
Exons: 2
Source: RefSeq, a predicted model, not a curated record